AUGUGUAGUCAGCUUGAACCGGAAGGAUCCAACAAUAAAUUCCUACUUCCAUAUAAGUUUCUGGCUCUCCUUCCUCUAGAAAGAGCAGGAUCUGUGUUGCAAACAAGGAACCACAGACUUUGCACCACAAAUCUAGCUGAGGCUGUUCACAAUAAGCUGUACGCUGCCUUCGCAGGUGAUCAUCCCGACAUGCGCACGCUACCGGAAAAGCUGCACACUUGAUUUGAAAGCUAUAUGUAAUUUGCGUUAGAGUGAAGGUGUAAAAAAACUAUUGAGAGAGCAUUGUUGGAUUAGAUUAUCUACGCAAAUUUGGGAUGUUUUCAUUAACGAAGAAAGUACAGUAAAACUACUUAAAAAAGACGUUCUGCCACUAAUCAUACAAAAGCUAGGAAACGCGACUUGUACAACUUUUCGCUUCUUUUAGAUAUGUUUAUAGUGAGGAGUAGUAGGGAUACCUAUGGCUGCAUGGGCAGCGUAAAAUCCAAAUACC
Cylicocyclus nassatus is the source of this 490-nucleotide messenger RNA. NCBI's taxonomy places the organism in Eukaryota, Metazoa, Nematoda, Chromadorea, Rhabditida, Strongylidae. The record is from the annotation of a GenBank genome assembly.